This is a messenger RNA of Microthlaspi erraticum, 1221 nucleotides long. Lineage: Eukaryota; Viridiplantae; Streptophyta; Magnoliopsida; Brassicales; Brassicaceae. The record is from the annotation of a GenBank genome assembly.
AUGGCGGAGGAAAUCUCGAAGACGAAGCUCGGAUCUUCUUCUACUGCUGCGGUCGCCGAUUCUGCUGCUGCGGCGGCUGCUACCAAUGCGGCGAAAUCCAGAUGGAAAAUGUUGUGGCCUAAUUCUCUCCGUUGGGUCCCUACCUCCACCGAUUACAUCAUCGCCGCCGAGAAACGUCUUCUCUCCAUCCUCAAGACGCCUUAUGUGCAAGAGCAAGUGAAUAUUGGCUCAGGACCACCAGGAUCCAAAAUCAGGUGGUUUCGUUCUUCGAGCGAUGAGAAUCGUUACAUCAACACUGUUACAUUUGAUGCCAAGGAGGGCUCUCCCACUCUGGUGAUGGUUCAUGGAUACGGUGCUUCUCAAGGUUUCUUCUUUCGUAAUUUUGAUGCUCUUGCCAGUCGAUUUAGAGUCAUCGCUAUUGAUCAGCUCGGGUGGGGUGGAUCAAGUAGGCCUGAUUUUACGUGUAAAAGCACAGAAGAAACAGAGGCAUGGUUUAUCGAAUCCUUUGAGGAGUGGCGUAAAUCCAAGAAUCUGAGUAACUUUAUUCUAUUAGGACAUUCUUUUGGAGGUUAUGUUGCUGCUAAAUACGCGCUUAAGCAUCCUGAGCAUGUUCAACACUUGGUUCUGGUGGGAUCUGCUGGCUUCUCAGCAGAAGCAGAUGCCAAAUCUGAAUGGCUCACUAAAUUUAGAGCAACAUGGAAAGGUGCAGUCUUAAAUCAUUUAUGGGAGUCGAAUUUCACUCCUCAGAAGCUGGUUAGAGGAUUAGGUCCUUGGGGUCCGGGUCUUGUAAACCGGUAUACAAGUGCAAGAUUUGGUGCACAUUCGGUAGGAACGGUGCUAACAGAUGAGGAAUCCAGAUUGCUAACCGAUUAUGUGUAUCAUACUUUGGCUGCAAAGGCAAGUGGAGAGUUGUGCUUGAAAUACAUCUUUUCAUUCGGAGCAUUUGCUCGGAAGCCCCUCCUACAAAGUGCAUCAGAGUGGAAAGUGCCAACAACUUUUAUCUACGGAAUGAAUGAUUGGAUGAACUAUCAAGGCGCAGUGGAAGCGCGGAAAAGCAUGAAGGUCCCUUGCGAAAUCAUUCGUGUUCCACAGGGUGGCCAUUUUGUGUUCAUAGACAACCCAGCUGGUUUUCAUUCUGCAGUGCUUUAUGCUUGCCGUAAGUAUAUCUCUCAAGACUCCUCUCAUCAAGAAGUCAUCCCUGAUGGUUUACAAUUGGUUUAG